Pezoporus flaviventris is the source of this 1387-nucleotide messenger RNA. RefSeq names its product prolyl-tRNA synthetase 2, mitochondrial (gene PARS2). Gene Ontology annotation, cellular component: cytoplasm; mitochondrion. The transcript has a single exon. Gene Ontology annotation, biological process: prolyl-tRNA aminoacylation. The record is from RefSeq and is a predicted model, not a curated record. The coding region runs from base 25 to 1386 and encodes 453 amino acids. NCBI's taxonomy places the organism in Eukaryota, Metazoa, Chordata, Aves, Psittaciformes, Psittacidae. Gene Ontology annotation, molecular function: proline-tRNA ligase activity; ATP binding.
GGCGCCCCCCGCCGGCGGCCCGCCAUGGGCUCCGCGGUGCGGCAAUGGCGCGGCCCGGCUCCGCCGCGGGCCCGGCGGCUGCUGCUGUCGCGGCUCUUCCAGCCCCGCAACCUGCAGGCGGGCGGCGAGGCCUUGGCGGACGGGGAACCCGCCUGCCGCAGCCAGCGGCUGAUGCUGCAAGCGGGGCUCAUCCACCCGUCCGGCCCCGGCUGCUUCCAUUACCUGCCGGCCGGCGUGCGCGCCAUGGAGAAGCUGGUGAAGGUGGUGGACGAGGAGAUGCGGGAGGUGGCGGGGCAGAAGCUGAGCAUGCCGAGCCUGAGCCCCGCCGAGCUGUGGCGUGCUAGCGGGCGUUGGGAGCGGAUGGGCCGGGAGCUGUUCCGGCUCUGCGACCGGCACGGCAAGAGCUACUGCCUGGGCCCCACACACGAGGAGGUGGUGACGGAGCUGGUGGCCGCUCAGAGCGGCCUGACCCACAAGCAGCUCCCGCUGCGGCUCUACCAGGUGAGCAGGAAGUUCCGGGAUGAGCCCAAGCCGCGGUUCGGCUUGCUGCGGAGCAGGGAGUUCUACAUGAAGGACAUGUACACCUUCGACGCCUGCGAGGAGGCGGCUCGGAGCACCUACCGCGAGGUGUGCGGUGCCUACGGCAGCCUCCUCGGCCGCCUGGGCCUGCCCUUCGUCAAAGUGCAGGCGGCCACGGGCAGCAUCGGUGGCUCCAUGUCCCAUGAGUUCCAGGUGCUGGCGGACAUCGGCGAGGACAGGCUGGUGCUGUGCCCCGAAGGACAUUUUGCGGCCAACGUGGAGACGUUAAACGGGGAGCAGACGUCGUGCCCCACGUGCGGGGGGAAGCUCACCCAGACCAGAGGGAUCGAAGUGGGGCACACGUUUUACCUGGGCACCAAGUACUCUUCGGUCUUCAAUGCUGUCUUCUACUCCCCAGAGAACAAGCCCUUGCUGGCAGAAAUGGGUUGCUAUGGCCUGGGCAUCACUCGCAUCCUGGCGGCCUCCAUCGAGGUGCUCUCCAUGGAGGACAGCAUCCGAUGGCCGAGCCUCAUCGCUCCCUACCAGCUCUGCUUCAUCCCCCCCAAGAGGGGCAGCAGGGAGGAGGAGGAGGAGGGCGCCGCGCUGCUGGAGCGGGUGUACGACGACGUGGCCGAAGCGCUGCCGCACCUCGCUGGGGACUCGGUGCUGGAUGACAGGACACAGCUGACCAUCGGCAAGAGGCUGAAGGAUGCCAACAAGCUGGGUUAUCCCUUCGUGGUCAUAGCGGGGAAGAGGGUUUGCGAGGACCCACCGGUCUUUGAGGUCUGGAAUCAGAGCUCCGGUGAGGUUUUGUUCCUCAGCAAGGAAGGUGUCAUUGAGUUGCUGAGUAAAGUGCAAGUCCCUUAAA